Messenger RNA from Balaenoptera acutorostrata (minke whale), 4214 nucleotides. RefSeq names its product LIM domain containing 1 (gene LIMD1). Gene Ontology annotation, molecular function: transcription corepressor activity. NCBI's taxonomy places the organism in Eukaryota, Metazoa, Chordata, Mammalia, Artiodactyla, Balaenopteridae. The coding region runs from base 703 to 2712 and encodes 669 amino acids. The transcript is spliced from 8 exons. The record is from RefSeq and is a predicted model, not a curated record. Gene Ontology annotation, cellular component: nucleus; transcription regulator complex; P-body. Gene Ontology annotation, biological process: cytoskeleton organization; response to hypoxia; regulation of DNA-templated transcription.
CAGGGACGGCGUCCGGCGCGUUCACUUCCGCGUCCCGCCGCCCUCCGGUCCGCGCGCGCCCAGCCACCGCCGCCAUCGGACAAUAGGCCGCCCGCCCGGCUGCCGUGAACUUCCUGCCGGGGCCCGGCCGGCCCGUGUGCCCCGGGCCCUGAUCUCUCUCCGCGCCGGCCAGGAUCGCAGCUCCGCGCCACCAGGGAAAGCAGCGGAGGACCGAGCGCCCGGGACGUUCCAGCGUCUCCCGCCGCCGCGCCUUUGCUUCGGCCCGGCGGGUCCGCGGCCUCUGCGCUCUUCGCUCUGAGCGACUUAACCCCGUCCAGCGGCUGCUGCCUUGUGGGUUUCCGAGUUUGGUUGCUUAAGGAGGAUGUGAUUUUUUCACCCCCCUUAUUUCUUUUUCCUUUUAUGAUUUGAAACAGAGAAAAGAACUCACAGCCAGCUCCGACAGCGAAGCGCCACCAGCUGCCCCCACGUGGACACCUCUGAGAGGAAAGGGAAUUGGAAGCAAACUUGGUCCAAGUGACUUUGAGGCCUCACCGUCGGCUGGACUCUAAGGCCUGGGGUCAUGACUCUCAUGCUGGGCAGGUGGAAGGCCUUGCCUGUCCUGGGCUGGACGUGAGUCUCUGCCCUUCGCCAGCACCUCCACCGGCCCGCCUCCACACACUCAAUACCCAGCAUCUAGGCUAGGCCCGGACACUUGUCAGCAACAUGGAUAAGUAUGACGACCUGGGCCUGGAGGCCAGUAAAUUCAUUGAGGACCUGAACAUGUAUGAGGCCUCCAAGGAUGGACUCUUCCGAGUGGACAAGGGUGCAAGCAACAACCCGGAGUUUGAGGAAACACGCAGGGUGUUUGCCACCAAGAUGGCCAAAAUCCACCUGCACCAGCCGCACCAGCUCCUGCAGGAGGAGACCCUGCCCAGGGGGAGCCGAGGUCCCGUGAAUGGUGGGGGCCGCCUGGGCCCACAGGCCUACCGGGAAGCUGAUGGGGGCAGCAAGGUGACGGGGGAUGGCGCUGCAAAGCCUCCUCUCGCUGCCUCGACAGUGGCCCCUGGGACAGCCACAACCAUCGCGGCUGGGCAGCCCUUGUCCCCACCCCAGGAACAGAGGGCCAAGCUGUGUGUCCGUGGCGCGAGGCAAGGCAGCCAGGACUGUGGCUCCAAGGAGAGCGUGACGAGUUCUGAGAUGUCUGCUCUCCAUCGGCCGGGCCCCUGUGAGGAUCCUUCCUGCCUCACCCACGGAGACUAUUAUGACAACCUCUUUUUGGCAAGCCCCAGCUGGGGCGAUGAACCAGCAGUGUCCCCCAGCAUCAGGCUGGGUGUAGGAAGUGGGUGGUCUGGCACGCCAGGGAGUGGCCCACCACUGUCCACACCCUCCAGGGACCAUCACCUAUACCAGCUGCAGCUUUCCCCGAGCUCCAGCAGAUCAUUGCAGAGCAGCCAGGAUGGUGGUGUUGGUGGCCACAGCAGUGAGAAGCCAGCAGCUCUUUGGACCACCGCCUCCUCCCAGCGAGUGAGCCCUGGCCUCCCCUCCCCAGGCCCAGAGAACGGGGCCCUACCGAGACCUGCUCAGCCCAGGACCCCUUCUUUCUCAGUGCCCCUGGCCCUGAACCGCUCCAGUCAGGGACCUCUUCCAAGAACAAACUCGGGGGUAGGGAGUGAGGUUUCAGGCAUGAUGCCCAAACCCACUGUGGACCCUCAACCCUGGUUCCAGGAUGGCCCCAAAUCUUACCUCUCUAGCUCUGCCCCUUCAUCCUCGCUAGCCAGCAUGGACAAUAUGCAGCUGGGUGCAGUCCCUGGGCCGGGUCCCAAGCCUGGCUGUACAGACGCUGGCGCUGGUCCCAAGCUCAGCCUUGUCCAUCCAGUGAUGUCCACCCUGCCUGAGUUAUCUUGUAAAGAAAGUCCCUCUGGCUGGUCCUCUGAUGGCAGCCUGGGGCCUGUGCUCCCAGAGAGCCCCGGUUCCCCCAGGGUGAGACUGCCCUGCCAGACCCUCAUCCCGGGCCCUGAGCUUGGACCCACGGCUGCCGAAUUGAAAUUAGAGGCCCUCACCCAGCGUCUGGAGCGUGAGAUGGAUGCUCACCCGAAGGCCGAUUACUUUGGAGCCUGUGUGAAAUGCAGCAAGGGGGUGUUUGGGGCCGGCCAGGCCUGCCAGGCCAUGGGGAACCUCUACCACGAUGCGUGCUUCACCUGUGCGGCCUGCAGCCGGAAACUGAGAGGAAAAGCCUUUUAUUUUGUCAACGGCAAAGUGUUUUGUGAGGAAGACUUCCUGUACUCUGGUUUCCAGCAGUCUGCUGACAGGUGUUUUCUUUGUGGACAUCUGAUCAUGGACAUGAUCCUUCAGGCCCUGGGGAAGUCCUACCACCCCGGCUGCUUCCGCUGUGUCAUCUGUAAUGAGUGUCUGGACGGGGUACCCUUCACUGUGGACUCAGAGAACAAGAUCUACUGUGUCCGGGAUUACCACAAGGUGUUGGCCCCCAAGUGUGCAGCCUGUGGCCUUCCCAUCCUUCCACCUGAGGGCUCAGACGAGACCAUCCGAGUCGUGUCCAUGGACAGAGACUACCACGUGGCGUGUUACCACUGCGAGGACUGCGGUCUGGAGCUCAAUGAUGAAGAUGGUCACCGCUGCUACCCCCUGGAGGACCACCUGUUCUGUCACUCCUGCCACAUCAAGAGGCUGGAGAAGGGUCACUCAUCCACAGCCCUUCACCAGCACCACUUCUAGCCAGAGCCUCCUGCAGACCUCACGGUGGGGAGGAGGAGCCAGGGUUGCACCAUGAGAAGUCCUCGGGUUAAUUCCUGUCACCUCUGGGGAGGGAUUGGGGGCGGGGGAGGGGAGGGGAGGCAGGUGCCUUUCCUUUAAACAAGGAGGGGAUCCCUGCUGGUCUGGGAUUAUGUAUUUUCCAAGUGCCUUUCACUGCUGCCACACCCUCAUCAGAUUACUCAGGAAGAAGCCCCAGCAAGCGUGGCAUGUGACAGGAGAUCUCAUUAGUGUGACUGAAUGAACCUUCCUGUCCCCUCUGGGAAGAGUUCACACUUCAGUGGGAAAGGUUUGCACUGAAGAGAGAUUUCAGCUGCCGAUAUGUUCAAUCCUUUCCCUCCCCUUCGGAAAAUACCUGCACCCAAACACCCCCUCCCAACCCCUCCCCCGCCCCACACACACCAUAAUUUAAGAUUUCCUUCCACUCCAGAGCUUCAGUUCUUCUGUAGAAUGGCUGCAAAUUUUAAUUGCAUCAUUGCAAGAGGGAUGCUCUAACGUGUGCUUUGUAUCUUAGGAAGAAUUCACUUGGUAAAGCAGAGCCAAGGUGUGAAAUAAGUGAGAUGGGGUUUUCUCCCUGUGGCCUGAUAGCAUUCUGUGUGCCCCUGGAAAUUGUCACUCCUUUAAAGGCAGCUGGCGGCCUGAAGGAGGAUUGAUCCUGUUCUAGGAAGGAAAGUGUGCUUUGGGAUGAGAACUUGGUGCAGGCGCCAGGCCUCUUUUGCCCGCCUGUUGUGCUUUUUUUCCUCUGGAGCUCUCAAGAAUCUGGGACUUCAGAGUUCCCCCUGCACAGGCUGGUCUCGGGAUCUUUUGUGGGGAUCCUCUUAUGCCUAUUUUCGCUUCUUUAACAAUGGACUUUGGGGAUGUGUGCCCACAUGCUGAGACCUGACCCCUUAUUAAUGAGGAGAGUUUUUGUGUGUAAGCUCUCAAAGCCAGCCUGGGAGAGAGUGCCUGAGCAUAAGUUAUGAUAUUAAUUUCACAGGUUUCUCUCUUGCCAAUUCAGGCAUUAUGCUUGAAGAAACCAGUAUAAGGUACACUGCUUUUGUCUGUUUUUUUUUUUUUUCUUUUUCUUUCUGUAAAAAUUGUUUCCCUCUACUUUCAGUCUCCCACACACAAAAAAUACCUCACAGAUAAGAGCUUCAGAUUAAGGAGGAAUUUGGCCAUCACACUGGACUCAGCCAGUGUGUGUUAGGAACCUCCGGCUUCACCCAGGUCAGACCAGUGGGUCCGGGCACUGUAAUCUUAACUAAAGUUCAGCUGGGAAUAGAUCUGAUUGAUACUGGGUGCUCCUGCCUUACGCAUUUCAUCAUGCUGGCUCCCCGGGAUGGCAAGGGCUAAGGGAGGGCCACCUACUGGCAGGAUUUCCAGGCCACCUCUGCUCUGAAGAGGCAAAAUGUGCCCUGUGUGUCACACUGCUGAGGCCAGAGGUCAAUACCCCUGGGUAUGUCAAUGAGAAGAAAGUGUGAGAAAAA